CGUGAAAGUCGACGGUGGGCCAACGCUGCGGAUGAAAAUUGCGAUCCGAGCUGGGAACAUUUGAAAAGCGCAGGCGUGCAACGGUUUUUUUUCGUGGCUUUUUUUUUCGAGUGUGGUGGCUGAGUGAAAAUCAAACGCAUUUCGGGCAUAAUUUGUGGAAUUUUACACGUUGUAAAAUCAAUUUUAUUGUGCAAAUUGAUUUUUUUUUUGUUGGCUUUCCGUUGCUGUGCGGCAACAGAUGAAAAUAAUGCAGCCACAUUAAGCGGGCAAACAAUAACCAAAACAACAUCUAAAGAGUCAACAGCAAUUACAGGCCACUAAACCGGAGGAAGAGUGAUAUCUUCGGGAUCAGGAUGUCGGCUGCCACGCACAUGGCGCUGCCGGCUCACGCCGUCGUCCCGCCGCCCGGAACACCGCCGGUCCUGGGGGGCAGUGAGUGCUCCAAUCUCAGCCUGUCGGCGGGCAAGCGUGGGCACAAGCGCAGCGUGUCGCUGGAGAACAACGCCCCGCUGGCGUUGCGGAGCACUCCCAGUCUGGGCCAGUCCUCGCUGGGAUCGCCCCUGCUGCAGUUUGGCCAGGGUCCCGGUCAGGGGCACCUGCAGGCCUUCCACACGGGCACCCUGAAGUCGCGACAGGAGCAGCGCCGGCUGAGCCAGAAAUUCGGGAGUCACAGCAACCUGGACGACGAUGGUGUGGGAUCGGGAUUGGGAGUUGGCGGGGGUGGGGGUGGGGGCAUGGGCCUUCAGAUGCGCAGCAAGUUCCAGAACAUUCGUCAGAUGUUCGAGCUGAGCCGGAGCUGCGUGGUUGGCGGGGGAGGGGGCGGAGGCGGUGCCGAGGAGGAGGCGCUGCAAUCUCUGCCAGCAACAUUGCCGCAGCAGCAGCAGCAACAUCAGCAGCAGCAGAGGCGGACCACGCCCAUUGCCGGCGGAAGUCGCCAGCAGCAACAACAAUUGGGCGAGGCGGAACAGACCAGCGGCAACUUUCUGCGACCGAUCGCAUUCAAGCCCAUUCCAUUUGAGCCGGACUAUCGCAUCGCUUGCCAGCAGCAGCAACAGCACCAGCAGCAAUUGCAGUUGCAGCAACAGCAGCAACAACAGCUGCAGCUGCAACACCAGCAACAGCAGCAGCAGCAACAACAGCAACAGCAGCAACAUCAGGGGCUGCAGUUGACGGCGGAAGGCGGGCAGGCGGGGGGCGGGGCCGAGCGGUACGGCUACGGAUCGACACCAUCACUUGCCCCGCUGCUCACCGCAGUCGCCCAGAAAUUUGGCAGUACCACAGAUCUGCGACACCUGGCCGCCCGGCGUCGAAAUCAUCGUAUACUGCAGCGCUCCAGCAAUGAGGAUUCGCUGACCCUUGACCUCUUGAGCACAGGAAGCCACGACAGACCCGAUGGGGCUAGCAGCAAGAGCAGCGGCACAGUGGUGGGCAGCAGCGACCUGACGCCCUCGCCCUCGGACUCCGGGAUAUCGGAACUGGAGGCGGCGCUGAAGGAUCGCGACUCGGAGCUCUCGUACCUGCGACAGGCCAUGGAGCACAAUGAGAAAGACAAGGAGGUGUACUGGGAGCACGAGACGCAGCGGCUGAGGCUCUUCUACGAGGGUCAGCAGCGGGAAUGCCAGCUGAAGCUGCGCAAGAUGGAGCAGCUCCUCGGACUGCAGCAGUUCCAGCUGAAGCAGCACAAGCUGCGCCAGUCGGAGCAGGUCAACCGGCUGCAGCAGCAGCUCGAUCAGGCCCGGGACUCCGGACAGGGACUCCAGCAGCAGGUGGACGCACUGCGUCACCAACUGGAGGACAGCGAGUGGCGCGUCUGCGAGCGCAACGGGGAGAUAGCUUUACUCAAGACGCAGCUCAAGGAGGCGCAUCUGGAAAUCAACAUGAAAGAUCAUGCCAUUGUCAGCCUGAAGCACAGCAGCAACACCAACAGGAGCAGCAGCAGCAGCAACAGCAGUAAUACCUGUGACACAACCACAAGCCAAAGUCAACCAAAGCAACAGGCGAACGAGGAUCAGCAGCCGGAAUUGCAACAGCAACACCAGCAAUAUCAACAGCAACAAAAGCAGCAGCAACAAAAGGAACUGAAGCAGCAACAGCAGCAACUUAAUCAUCAGCAACAGCAGCAACACAAUCAGCAGCAACAGAUGCAACAACAGAUUCAACAACAGCAGCAACAGAUGCAACAACAGCAUCAGCCUGACCAGCAGCAACUGCAGAAGAUCAUUACGCUGAAGGAUCAGGUGAUUGGGGCACUGACCAGCGAGUUGGCCAAGCUGCGCAAGGAGCUCUCCGAUCUGGCCAUUGCCCAUGAGUACGGCGAGGAGCCGUGUGGUCGAUACACUCGACUCAAGCAACAGUUGGACAACCUGAACGAGAUCUGCCAGAAGACACGAAAGUACACAACAGCAGCAACCACAACAGCUGCCGCAUCUCCGGCAGCAGCAACAUGUCCCCAGGAGCUGCCCAAGUUGGAUGUCCUGGUGCAGCGAUUGCAACUGGAUCAGGGACAGGCGCCGCAGCAGACGCUGGACACCCUCAUCGAGGAGUCCACCACGUAUGCGGAGGACAUAGCCAAGCUGCGCCAGAAACUGGACGAUUUCCGCCUGAAUCUCGAGCUGGAGAAGCGUCAGUGGUGCGCCGAGAAGGACAAGGUGCUGGGCUACCAGAAGCAGCUGCAGGCCCACUAUAUCCACAUGUACCAGAAGCUGCGCUGCCUUGACAGCAGCCAGGCAUCGGCGAUGGGCGGAGGAGCAGCAUCUGGGCAGGUGGAGGCCACCAACGGCAACUGAUGGGAUUUGGGGGAAUGCAGGCAAUGGUGCUAUCAUCACUGGGCGAAUGAACUAAGGAACUAUGGGGACACUGCCCUUAAAGUAUAUUUAUUCUCUAAAACAGCUGAUUUCAAAACAAUAGUUGUAUUUGCUUGUUUUUAAAAAUCAAAUAUAUUUUUGAAUUUCUAUGUUAUAAAAAUUAAAAACGGCUAAGUAUUUAUAGUUCGCAAGCCCUUUAAAGAACUUGAAAAGUUGUUAGUCCUCUAAUGAAAAUGUUCAAAAGCUCAAAGUAAAUUGACAUCAUUUUAAAAUUUAUUUUACAAUGCCUUACUACUAUUAUUUUGAACACAGCUGUAAAUAAUUAAACUUAUCAAAAUGAUAUUUAUAAAACAUUUUUGUAGCCAAAUGUUUUUAAAUUAUAAAUUUAUCUGAUUUUGAACCAACCUAAGAAGUGCCUUAAGGUAAACGUUUUUUUAAAUUAAUUAACUUCUUUGAUUGGUAUCCAUUGAUCAAAUAUUAUAGUUAACUAUUGUUACAAAAAUUCCACGAUUCGUUUUGAUUAGGCUAAUAACCGAUUUUGGAAACUGUUAGCGCUAUUAAAAAUCUAUUUGAAAUGUUUUAUAUUAGUGUAUAAACACAUUUACUGGUCAAUUACUCCUCUACUCUUACCUUUACUAGUACCAAAAAUUCUUUCAGUUUUGGUACACCACCAAUAUUUCACCUACUUGACCAGUGAGCUGGGUCGUUUUCCUCCCUUCGGCGAUAAAUAAUACACGAUUUUCGAUAUUAUUAGAGUUGAUAUACACAAAACUCUAUUUUUUUUGUUUUUAAUAUUUUACAAAUAUAUAUAUGUAUACUUUUAAUUUAUUAAAUGUAAUUACAAAACGAGAAAAAAAAAUUUGUGAUUUCGCAUGUUGAAUAUAAUAAUCUAUAUUGAUAUAUGCAUGUCGUUCCAUUAUGUAUAUGCAAUAAAAAUAAUAAUAAUGUAAUAACAGGAGUUUGUUUUUUAUUGAUGAGGACCAUUCGUCCAGCGCUAAAGUUAAUGUGCAGGAUCGAUAAAUGGUAAAUGACUGAACUGGGCGCUAAAUAUAAAGAAUAAUUGGUAGUUAAAAAAAUAUAAAAAAAAACAUAAAAUAAAAUUAUACAAUCUUUACUCUUAGAUUACAUCGUACGCUUAAUGCAAAAGCCUGUCCUGGUAUCAGCAGCUUGUCAAGGGCAGGUUAACUAACUUUGUAACACUAGAGCAGAUCGAUUUGUUUGAUACAAAAAAAUAGGUCGGACAAAUAUUCUUUCUAAGCAAAUCAGGGUUUAAAAUUAUAGGCUUAAUAUUGCUGUUUUUGGCCAAUGAGUUUAAUGGUUAAUAAAUUAAAAACUGGUUUUAUUGCGAAAAACUAAAAAAGGACUCGUUAAUCUCUCGACGCUUUAAAAAAAUAAAGAAAUAUUUACUCAAAGGCAAACUAUUUUCAUUUCAUAUCAUAUUGUAAGCUUAAAUUUAUGUUUCCUUAUUUUACAAAAAAUUUUGUGCUUUUCGCUUGAACAACUUAUUUAUUUAUUUAAUUGUCUACCAAGAAAAUUUCCAUGAAAAAACUUAUCUGCCUAGUUCGCUUUUUUCAGUUGCUAAAUAAGAUAUAAGCAGUUCGUAAAAAUUUUACCAAAACAAAAUAUUUUCAUUUUUAACAAAAAAAUGUUUAAACAAAAAUGAAGUAUUUUCUGUUUUCUUGAUUUCCUUCUGUUUUAGAGAUGUUAAAUUGGUAUUAUAUUAAACGUUUUUCUGUAAUCUAAUAAUUGUUGUGUAAUCCACAUAUGGUUGUUUUUUAUCUGCUUGUUAAAGUUUUCAUUGAAAGUACAAAAAUUAACAAAUAGAAAUAAUUAUGUGUAUCGCUUUUUCGGUUAAGCUUGAAGUUAAAUUAAAUCGAA
Drosophila rhopaloa is the source of this 4682-nucleotide messenger RNA. RefSeq names its product myb-like protein P. The record is from RefSeq and is a predicted model, not a curated record. NCBI's taxonomy places the organism in Eukaryota, Metazoa, Arthropoda, Insecta, Diptera, Drosophilidae.